This is a messenger RNA of Chenopodium quinoa (quinoa), 1084 nucleotides long. RefSeq lists its product as uncharacterized. The record is from RefSeq and is a predicted model, not a curated record. NCBI's taxonomy places the organism in Eukaryota, Viridiplantae, Streptophyta, Magnoliopsida, Caryophyllales, Amaranthaceae. Bases 493 to 771 code for a protein of 92 amino acids. The transcript has 7 exons.
AAUUAUAUAUCUUGAAAAAAAAAACAAAUUCAAACCAAACACCCUAAAAAUAAACCUUCCUAAAUAUAGAACAUGCAUAUCUUAUAGAAAAAUUGUUGCUUAGCUUGUUGACGUAUAUUAUUAUCUAACUAUCUUACUCCAUCUUUUCCUUCAUUCUCUCCCUAAAACAUCUCUUUUAUUAUCUCUUCUACUAGUCUUUUUUCCUUUACCUUUGCAUCUUUUCUCCUCCUUUUUUUUACUCUUUAUACCAAACCCCAAACAAAACCCUCCACAAUAUUCCUCUACCCCUUUUUUUUUUUUUAAUAAAAAUUAAUUUUAUUAAAAAAAUUAAAAUUUCUUUAUAAAAAUGUUAUUUUGUUGGAUUGGGUUGUGCUAUUAAAUACCACAAGUCAGAAGUGCCUGCGUGCCACUUAUAAUCACAUCUCUUUGUGCUGUUAAUCUACUCGUUGUCUUUCCAGCUUUCACAGACUUUUUCCAGGGGAAGCUGUAAAAAUGGCGGAUUAUGAUGGAAGAGAAGAUUAUUUGGCCUCGCAAAACAUGGAUGAGCCUUCAUCUACUAGUAAGAAAUACGGAGGACUUGUGCCUAAGAAGAAGCCUCUCAUCUCAAAGGAUCAUGAGCGUGCUUUCUUUGAUUCAGCAGAUUGGGCUCUUUGUAAGCAAGGAGCAACAACCCAAAAAUCAACAACCGCCGUGGAGUCCUUACGCCCAAAAUUACAGAGAACACCUCAUCAACAACUACCUCCUCGAAGACCAGCAUGUACCUCUGGUUGAGAGAUUAUCAAAUAUUAUGUACGUAGAUUAGUCUUCUAUGAACUCAGCCCACUUGGAUGGACAUUAUGAAUAGAAGCGUCAAAAAUAAUCAAUAAGACUACUCUUUUAUUUUUGAGGGUAUUGAUGGUGUAAAUAUUUUAUCAAGGAUUAGGGGAGAAUUUAUAUUGUGAUGUUUCAUUGCACUUAUUUUACAUGCCAUAAACGAUUAAUAGCUCCACUUGUGACAGUUGUGAGUGUGAAAGUUGUAUAUGGCUUCCAUUGUUCAAACUUCAAAAAUGUGCAUUAUUGAAAAAAAAAAAUAGUCCUUCAAAAA